AUGGGCUCUGUGAUGGGCUCCAAGGGUGCUGAGGCCACGGGUCUCCCUCCCGGUCUGAAAGCCCGUGAUUUGCAGGGCGCCCUUGCCCUACAGCCCACGUGCUCGGGCCGGAGGGAACUCGCCUCCCUGGGAACCAUGCCGAGCAUCUGGCCGAGAGGAGCCCUGCUCGACACCAAAAGUGGAGCAUUGGACUUCAUGCCUGGCUGGCCCAGACGGAGGGGCCACCCUCUGGACACCCCACACCUUCCACGGGAGCUGCCCCCAGGACUCUCAGAAAAUAUCAACAUGACGUUCUUCAAUGGUGUGUUUAAAAAUGUGGAAGGUGUGGCUGAAAUUUUUGACUGCUUGGGAUCCCACUUCACCUGGCUGCAGGCUGUCUUCACCAACUUCCCCGCGCUGCUCCGGUUCGUGAAUGGCAUGAAGUGCGUGGCUGGGCUCUGCCCCCGGGACUUCGAAGACUAUGGCUGUGCCUGCAGGUUUGAGAUGGAAGGGCUGCCUGUGGAUGCGUCUGACAGCUGCUGCUUCCAGCAUCGCAGGUGCUACGAGGAGGCUGCUGACAUGGACUGUCUCCAAGACCCCAGCAAGCUUAGCACAGACGUCAACUGCGUCAGCAAGAGUGUCACAUGCGAGUCCGGGGACGCGUGUGAGCGCCUGCUGUGUUCCUGCGACAAGGCUGCCAUAGAGUGUCUGGCUCGGUCCACCAUCAACACUUCCCUGAACCUUCUGGACACUUCCCUGUGUCUGGCUCAGCCUCCAGAGAUGACCAGCAGCAAAGAGCUGCUGACACUUCUGCCCAGAGGUGACGGUGUGGAGCCCACGGACUCCAGCCUGAUGGCUCUCUCUGGAGAAGUGGCUGCUGAGACAGCUGACAGGCUGACCACGCUCCCCAGGACAAAACCAGGCCAAGACCAGGGAGGGAUGGACGAUGCUCAGGCGACACCUUUUCCAGGAUCUGCAGAAAUGGUUGCCACAGCGAAAGGUGUAACCAUCGUGCCCACCAGCAUUAAAUCUUUGGGGGUGGCCGUGUCAUCCGUCAAAAGCAGACCCGAGGACUCAUCUGGAAAAGCCUGUGACAGGUUCACCUUCCUGCACCGGGGAAACGGGGACAACACCUGGGUGAUGCCACAGCUUGGAGAGAUGCUCUUGUGUCUGACGGCCCGGUGCCCGGAGGAGUUUGAAGCUUAUGGCUGUUACUGUGGGCAAGAAGGACAAGGCGAGCCGAGGGAUGCCCUGGACAGGUGCUGUUGGUUCCAUCACUGCUGCCUGGAGCAGGUGAGAAGGCUGGGCUGCCUGCUGGAGAGGCUUCCUCCGUCUCCAGUGAUGUGCGUGGAUGGAACCCCCAAGUGUGUGGGGCAGAGCCUGUGCGCCAAGCUGCUCUGUGCCUGCGACCAGACGGCGGCCGAGUGCAUGGCCUCCGCCUUCUAUAACCAAAGCCUCAGGUCGCCAGGCAGCCGAGACUGCCAGGGCGAACCGCUGUCCUGUGGGGACCACCGCGUGCCUCCAGCUUCCUCCCUUGGCUCCAGCUCCGAGGAGAACAGCGAGGAGGCCCCGCCCCGCCCAGAGGGCCCGACAAGAACCAGAAGAUUCCUGGGGAGGUCCCUGGGUCUCACGGGCACCAGGCCGCAACAUGGCCCCAGAUAGAUUCCCAGAGCAAGCGACCAGCGCUCCCUGUCCUUCUGCCUCCACCCUCCCCUUCUGCUCACCAGAGGCUCAGAGGGGGAGAGGUGGGGGGACCCUUGCCCGCGUGCAUUGUGAUGGGUGUGUCAGCUCACACUUGAAGGUGCACACUUGAAGGAGCAGGCAGGCGACAGGUGGUUCUCUGCUUUCUGUAGUGCGCUGGGAAAGCUCAAUAAAUACUCCAAUCAACGUUUCUUCGUCUGAUUUUCAAGAAAUGUUGUGGAUAUCGGUACAUGAAUAAGAUUGCAAAGGGGAGACGACAGAGAAAGGGGAGGGGAACCUCCAGUCUCUAAUCACUAAAAGCUACUUUUCCCACUAAAAAGAGAGAGAAGGGAGUAUAUUUAAUCAAUGGUAUAAGAUCACCUACGGUCACCAACAAAUCCCCCAAAGAUGUAUGCCAGAGACUGAGGUGACAGGUCCUCUGGGACGUUCGAAGAGAGUGGCCAUGUACCACAGCCACCGCCAUGAAGAACCACUGCUAAGCCUGUCUUGAGUCUGGCAAUAUAAAUUGAUUUUUAAAAAAUAGGGUUUAGGAUCCAGCAUUAUCACCACAGAGGACUGGGUUGCUGCUGUGGCCCUGGUUCGCUCCCUGACCUGGGAACUUCCAUAUGCCAUGGGUGAGGCCAAACAUUUUUAACUAAGGCAAAAUAAUGCAAUGGCUACUAUAAAAAUGUACUUAUACAGAAAUGUUUGAUUUUGUUUUAUUGCUUACAUACAAAUUGCACAGUGAAUUUUUACCCUUCGAAAGAACUCCCUUCAUUACAUUUAGUACAUAUACCGGCAUGAAUAAAACAAAGUAGUUCCAUUUUCAGACAGGAAGCAGGGAAAUACUGUGAGGAAGGGGAAGUGAACUGCUAGUAGAGUGUUAUGAUUCUAAAAGCUAAUGAGUUCAAGGUAUUUAGGAAGAGUGUGCGCGUGUGUGUUCAGGUUGACUCCAACAACUCUACAUAAGCAAAGACAACACAAGUAUAGGAGGGAUGUUUAAAUGUUAACUGUUCAAUGUCAAGGUAAAAAAAUAAAUGAUACAGGCAACAGUAUACAGCAAAAAGAGAAUGAUUAACAGUUUUUAUUAAGACUUUAAAUAUCUACAAAAAUAUAGCAAUACAGUGAACUUCAACUAAUCCUAAACUUUCAAUAUCCAAACUGGCAAUAUGAUAGACUACAUGCAUACCUAUCAGCUGCAGGACGUCCUGCAAUCUCCUGGAAGGGACAAGUCAAAGGAAAAAUCCACCAAUUCUUGGGAAUCCUUGUUAACAAAGACCAGCUCAGUAAGCUAGGAUACAUAGAAGUUUACUGUGUAAAAAUAACAACUACAACCAGGAAAAAACCCCAAAAAACCCAAAUCAACCGUUUACAAACAGACCAAGAGAAAGGUGUGAUAAACAUUAACUGAAAUGAUUUUCUCUUACAUGCUACACAUGCAGUUUUAAAUCACAGAGAAAUGUGAGUUUCGUAGAGCAAAGUUUGUUUUGCAUGAGUGCAAAUGAAUAUAUAUCUUCUUUUCUUAUACUAUUAAAUUAUAUAUUUUAUACAAAAGCACACAGUGUUAAUCUAUAAAAUGACAUCCAAGUGGAUGAUGCUUGUUUUAGCCUGUCCCCCUGCUUAGAUUUUUUUAAUGCAAAAUCAAAAGUUAGUAUCUUUCUUUAAAAAUAGAGAAGAAAAAAGGGAAAUUAAAAACAAAGGUAAAACUUGGCCUAUUAAGUGGUGAACCAUUUUACCUGGUCAAGGGGCCAUUUAGUCCCCCGGUGGUGACGGCACAGUUACUCAGAAAACAGCGUCUUGUUUAUCUACACUGAGAAGGUAACUAAACCACGCAAGACGUUUGAGUAUCAUUUUAUAGGUUUAAAAGACUAAGGUCUUUUGCAAGUUGUUUAAAGAUGCUGUGCUUUGGUUUAAAUAUUCAAGAGUUUCAAGUAUGCUGGUCCUAUUAUUACUUCCUUAACUUUGUUUCUGCUAAAGGUGCCCAAAGAACCCUAAACCCAAAGGAGGAACAGGCCAUUCUUCACUGGGAUUUUUCAAACAAAAGCAAAAGCUAGAAACUAAAUUAUUUUGGGACUACAAUAUUUGAUAUGUAUAUAGUUUUGUGUAAAAAGGAA
This is a messenger RNA of Sus scrofa (pig), 3773 nucleotides long. The record is from RefSeq and is a predicted model, not a curated record. Lineage: Eukaryota; Metazoa; Chordata; Mammalia; Artiodactyla; Suidae.